Cokeromyces recurvatus is the source of this 324-nucleotide messenger RNA. RefSeq lists its product as uncharacterized. The coding region runs from base 1 to 324 and encodes 107 amino acids. Gene Ontology annotation, biological process: mitochondrial respiratory chain complex III assembly. Lineage: Eukaryota; Fungi; Mucoromycota; Mucoromycetes; Mucorales; Mucoraceae. The transcript is spliced from 4 exons. The record is from RefSeq and is a predicted model, not a curated record.
AUGUCCAUGGCACCAUCGAAACAAGCAGUUAUACAAGCAUAUCGUAGCUUACUUAGAACACAAAGACAAGUUUUUGAUACUGCUAGAAGAGAAACCUAUAAUCGAUUUAUGCAGUAUAAAAAUGAAACAAAUAUUGAUAUUCUUGAAGAGAAAUUACAACUAGCAAAACAAGUAGAAACAUUAUUAAAAAGAAUGUUAUUCAAAGCGUAUUUCACCAUAGAAUUAAGGAUUACAAAAGAUACAGAAUUGGGCGAUAAUGAUUCAAUCAAGAAAACAAAAAAUAUCAACCGUCAAAAGAAGAAUGGAUGUUGUGGAAAACAUUAA